UUGGAAUGUUUAACAGUGGCCGGUUUAUUAAAGAAGUUUAUUAAAUACUAUUGUAUUUGUAGAAACGUCACAAAUAGCAACUUGUUAAUUUUGACUAUUAACUUUAACUUUAUGUAUAGUAUUAAGUUCAAUCCAAUAUAUGAAGCACAAUAUAGACUUACAACACUAAGAUCUUUAUUUAACCUGCCCUGGUUAAGCACACAGUGACUAAAUGUAGGUAUAAGCUUAAAUUCUUUAGCAUUGUACAAUGUAGUACUUUAUACGGAGUGAAAACGUACGGGUCAUAUUCAAGCACAGUUUUUGAAAAGUUAAGGUUGAGUGAUACAACGAGUUUAACUGCAUUAUUCAACGGAUCGCCAAAGACACACUAACAAUGAUUUCCGUUUUGUUAGCAUGUAGCUUGGUUCUAACAAUACAUUGUGCAGAUUUGAAUGUAUCGACGCCGGUUGGGGUUAUUAAAGGUGUUGAAGCGACAAUUAACAUUGAAGGAAUUAGAUAUUCAUUUAAAAAGUACCUUGGUAUUCCGUUCGCUAAACCACCAGUCGGAGAUUUACGAUGGAAAAAACCGGUUUCAUACGGAAAUCUGGGCGCGACAACGUACGAAGCAGUUGCUUACAAGAACACGUGUCCACAACUAUUUCUUCCGGGCAAUGAACAAGUAGAAAAAGAGGACGAAGAUUGUCUGUACCUUAAUAUUUGGGUUCCGGACAAGAGCCCCGCUCCCGACAAGGCACACGCAGUCAUGGUCUUUAUAUAUGGAGGUUCUUUCAUUAUGGGCUCUGCGGACAUGUAUAACGGAGAGGAACUUGUCAAUUAUGGUAACGUCAUCUUAGUAACGUUGAAUUAUAGAGUCGGCCCGCUUGGAUUCCUGAGCACCAUGGAUGAGAUCUGCCCGGGUAAUUUUGGAUUCUGGGAUCAGCGACUUGCACUAGAAUGGGUAAAUGACAAUAUAGGGUAUUUUGGAGGUGAUUCGGAGCGAAUUACGAUCUUCGGGGAAUCUGCAGGAGCUAUAGGUGUUGCUCUUCAAUCAAUGUACCCGGGAGAUAAUGGAAAGCUAUUCCAAAGGGCGAUAUGUGAGAGCGGGGUUGGAUCUGUGAGUUUCAUUAACUAUACACGCGAUACAACGUACAUGGUGAAUGCUAUAGCAGAGAGGUUGAAUUGUAUGGCAAGAAGUAAUGCAGAAAUUAUUACAUGUCUAAGACACGUACCAUGGAAGAAACUGAUGGAAGUUGUGAUGGAUCUAAAUGAAAAUCAAACACGACUUGAAUAUAUCAACUUUGAUCCUGUUCUUGACAACGAUUUCAUAAAAUAUGAUCCAAAAGAGCUGAAAAAACUUUCGUCAGACAGAAACACAGAGGAAGUUGAAUUUUUCCGAAGCAUUGAUUUUAUGAACGGGUUUAAUCAGUACGAAGGUGGUAUGUCCCUGCUGUACUUUAUUGCUGGAGAUAUGGAUGUCUUCAAGCCUACAUUUUCCGAUUUCGUUGACCUUAUUCCUGACGCAACAUUUGUGAUUGGUGAAGUUCCAAUUGAGGUAGUUCCACUAAUUGCUCAUGAAUACACAGACUGGAAGGAUCCGUAUAAUUACGAAAAUAUACGACUCCAGUACACACACCUUCACGGCGAUCUCCAGUUUGGUUUUCCAGCUGUGGAAACUUCCCUUCUUCACGCAGGAGGUUCCGACCAGAACAGAAAAUCUUACAUGUUCCAUUUCCUCCCUUCCCCAACCAACCGGUUUUCGAUAACUCCCACCUGGCUGCCGGGAGCUGAUCAUGGUGAAGAGUUGGCCUUCGUUUUUGGGCUGCAGUCUGAUCCUGGGAUCAAACAGUGGGAAUUAGACCUGUCUCGUAAAAUGAUGAAAUACUGGUCAAACUUUGCAAAGACUGGAAAUCCAAACGCCGAAGGUCAGGAUCUUUUAUUCUGGCCGGAGUACACACUUUCAAAACAAGAAUGCAUGUCUUUUGACAAGACCAUGGACAAUGACUCGGUGAAACAACACUUUUAUGCAGAGAAGGUCGAGUUCUGGACGAAUGUGUAUCCAACUAUUAUAAAGGCGCUAGAAGGUGACCGAACUUGUCCUCCCAACGACGGUCCAGUUAACGGUGUUGGAAGGUCUGUGAACAGAACCGGCCACGCGAUGUUUGCUCUUAUCUUGCUGUUUGCUUAUGUUCUACAUUAAAAUUUAACCCGUCUCUCAGGUGUUGUGAAGACGAUCGAGUUAUAUGUAAUAUUUGUAGUUAUUAAAUAUUUGGUCAUUCGGGAUACUGAAAUACGCCUCAACCACUCUUGAAAAACAAUACUAACGAUAUUAUCAAGGAACGUUAACAGUGUUACACUUAUCAUUACUAUCUAAGAAUAAUCAUAUUUAACCCGAGACUAUCGUGUUCAUACUUUAGAUUCUUUAUGUGUUUUCGAAAUAGCUCUCUUCUAGAACGUAUUCAUUAUAACAAUAUGUCCAAGUUGGAAGUAGUUUAGCACAAUGUUUCACACUCGUAUAGAAAAUAAUUUCAUAUUAAGUGUUCAUAUAAUAUUUAUUUACUUUUGUCACUAGCGGGACCAGGGGAAAUGGCGGCCACGCCUAACACCAUUGCCAAAGCGAACUGUUUAUGUCAAAAAGUCACCAAGAAUAUGCAUAUAUUAUAAGUACUCCUUAUCCCCAUUCCAAACGUAUCAUUCAGUUUGUGAAUGCUGCCUCUUUCUAUAAACCCAGUAGCGGCUUCGGUUUGUCGUUAACACUUCUUUUCAUUCAAUUUUACAAUAAAGUUCAUUCAUCAUUGUCAAUCUCUGUUCUUUAUAUAGUAUUAUCAUUUUAUUGGACUUAAAGCCAAUCUGUUUCUCAUGUUUUGUAAUUUCAAUAAUGAAUUAAAUGUUGAACUUAAACAACUGAUUCAGAUGUAUAACGAUGCUUUUACAGAAAUAUUAACUUUAAAUACUUUUCAAAAAUUAAAAAAACGAAUUCUCAAAAUAAAACUUCAUUCCAAAUAUUAGUGUUCUAUUUUAUUAUCAAUUAUGAGUAAGACCAGAAUGUAAAGUUGAAACCUUCAUCGCAUGUUCUCUUAGCAACUAUAAUGGUUUCAUGCUUAAUCGUUUGAUUUCUGGUUUACAGUAAAAAUGAAUCUCACGCACCAGCAAAUAAAUAGCAAUCCACACCAUAAUGCCUCCUUGGUUAAUCACGAUGGUUUUUUUGUUUAUCGAUUGGAAUGAAAUAGUCCGAUGCCAAAUUCGAAUAAAUUACCGUAUA
Molecule: messenger RNA, 3238 nt
Organism: Mya arenaria
Lineage: Eukaryota; Metazoa; Mollusca; Bivalvia; Myida; Myidae
Product: bile salt-activated lipase-like
Exons: 2
Coding region: 374-2176 (600 amino acids)
Biological process (GO): presynaptic membrane assembly; neuron cell-cell adhesion; modulation of chemical synaptic transmission
Cellular component (GO): cell surface; synapse
Molecular function (GO): neurexin family protein binding; signaling receptor activity
Source: RefSeq, a predicted model, not a curated record